UAUGUGGACCAUCAACAACUUCAGCUUCUGUCGGGAGGAGAUGGGAGAGGUCAUCAAAAGCUCCACCUUCUCCUCGGGGGCCAAUGACAAGCUCAAAUGGUGUUUACGAGUGAAUCCUAAAGGGCUGGAUGAGGAAAGUAAAGAUUAUCUGUCUCUCUAUCUGCUCCUGGUCAGCUGUCCUAAGAGUGAGGUUCGAGCCAAGUUCAAGUUCUCUAUCCUUAACGCCAAGGGCGAGAAACCAAAGCUAUGGAGAGCCAGCGGGCAUAUCGCUUUGUGCAAGGGAAAGACUGGGGUUUCAAGAAGUUCAUAAGGCGAGACUUCCUCCUAGAUGAGGCCAAUGGGCUGCUGCCUGAUGACAAGUUGACACUCUUCUGUGAGGUAGGAGAUGUGGCCAAUCAUAUGCUGUG
This is a messenger RNA of Danio aesculapii, 407 nucleotides long. RefSeq names its product speckle-type POZ protein-like. Gene Ontology annotation, molecular function: ubiquitin protein ligase binding. The transcript is spliced from 3 exons. The record is from RefSeq and is a predicted model, not a curated record. Gene Ontology annotation, biological process: regulation of proteolysis; proteasome-mediated ubiquitin-dependent protein catabolic process. NCBI's taxonomy places the organism in Eukaryota, Metazoa, Chordata, Actinopteri, Cypriniformes, Danionidae. Bases 2 to 310 code for a protein of 102 amino acids. Gene Ontology annotation, cellular component: cytoplasm; nucleus.